GAUUUCUAUGUUUAUCGAUGGUCCGCGUCUUUCUCUCGCGAGUUUGCGAGACAAACCAAUCGUGUAAUUUUUGGAUCUUUUGAUCCGUUUUCAUGGCUGGCAUAUUAUACGAUUGAAUGUGUUUAUUAAUCAAACAUGAGUGAUUAUCCUUCUAUGGCUACGCUUCAAAAUAAUAGCCAGACGGCAGGAUAUGCGAAUGCUCUACAACGUGCGAGAUUGGUUGCUGCAAAACUUGUAGGUGGUAGUAAGAGACCUUUGGAAGAGGGAUCAGAACCGAGUCCGAAGAAAUCGGCGUCAGUGGAAAGUAGUUAUCAACAACAAACAAUGAGUGCAACAGCAGCGGCGACAGCGGCGGCGGCGGCGGCUGCGGCGCGGAUUUCUGCGUCUUGUGCCCCCGGUGGGCCCCCAGCGGCUCCGCCCAGUGCCCCUCCUAGCUUCUUACCGGAACAGACUAUUGAUGAACGUAUUAGAGUGCCUGACAAAAUGGUUGGACUUAUUAUUGGCCGCGGCGGCGAACAGAUUACACGGCUGCAGGCAGAGUCUGGAUGCAAGAUCCAAAUGGCUCCUGAUUCAGGUGGCCAGCCUGAUCGCAUCUGCACAUUAACUGGUUCAAGGGAGGCCAUAAUGAGAGCCAAGGAACUAGUGAAUCAGAUAGUCAACCAUCGGGGGCGGGAAAACGCGCCACAACACCCGGAUAACCCGAUGGGUAACAUGGGCGGCGCCGGCGGCGGCGGCGGCGUUGGCGGUGUCGGAGGAGGCAUGCCGCCCAUGCCCAGGGGUGGCGGCGGACUUGCCACCACGGAGGAAAUAAUGUUACCAGGGCCCAAAGUGGGUUUGAUUAUAGGCAAGAAUGGCAAGACGAUCAAACAGUUGCAAGAGCAAUCGGGCGCCAAAAUGGUUGUCAUACAGGAUGGACCCAACACAGAAUAUGAGAAGCCUCUGCGUAUAUCAGGCGAUCCGUCUAAAGUAGAGCACGCCAAGCAGUUAGUAUAUGAAUUGCUGGCCGAGAAGGACUUGCAGGGUGGCGGUGGUGGCGGCGCUGGAGGACAACGGCCGCAGUACGACGACGUCUACUCACCACAGGAACAAGGCAACGGACUGGCCACUAAUUCUACUGAGGUCUUAGUACCCAAAAUCGCGGUAGGCGUAGUAAUAGGCCGCGGUGGUGACAUGAUCAAAAAGAUCCAGGCAGAGACUGGCUGCAGGGUGCAGUUUCAUCAGGAGAGGGACGACGGUCCUGGAGAUAAAAGGUGUUACCUGCAAGGCAAACCGCACCAAGUGGAGCAGGCCAGACAAAUGAUUGACGACCUGAUUUCAAGUGUCAAUGUAGGUAGACGAGAUCAGGAAGUGAGAUCGAGCGGACGCGGCCGCGGAGGCUCGGGUCAAAGGAAUGGUGACCGCGGGGACUUCCAGCAGUGGCAGGAGAACCCGGAGAUACGAGUCACCUUCACCGUCUCCAACGUCAAGUGCGGCCUGAUCAUCGGCAGGGGUGGUGAAGUGAUAAAGCAGAUGAACGCCCAAACUGGUGCACACUGCGAGGUGGACCGGCGAGCCACCAGCGCCGAUCGUAACACGCGCACGUUCUACAUCCGCGGACAUCCGGACGCGGUCGACGCCUGCAAGCGGCUCAUCAUGGAGAAAGUCGGCAUGCCGGUGAACUUCAUACAAGAUGGCGGCAACAAUGGCGGCGGUGGUAACGGCAACGGUGGCGGUCCCGGCGGGGAGUUCUACGGGGGCGGUGGCGGCGGUGGUGGCGGCGGCCCACCCGCCUGGAGCUACAACCCCCACUGGCACCAACCCAACCCCGCGCAGCAGCCACAGCAACAAAUGCAGAUAAACCCGGCGACUGGGCAGGCGGACUACUCGCAGCAGUGGAUCGACUACUACCGCUCGCUGGGGCUCCUCAAGGAGGCGGAGGCCAUCGAGCAGCAGGCCAAGCAGCAGCAAGGUGGCGGCGGCGGAGGCGGCGGGCCGGCGAGCGCGGCCCCGGGCGCGGGCGCGGGGCCGGGCCCGGGCGCGGGCGGGCCGGGCGGGCCGGGCGCGGCGGGCGCGGCGGGCGCGGCGGGCGGCGCGGGCCCGGCCGGGGGCUCGCCCGCCGGCGCCGACUACAGCGCGCAGUGGGCCGAGUACUACCGCAACAUCGGCAAGGUCAAGGAGGCGGAGGCCAUCGAGGCGCAGAUCAAGCUCAAGCAACAAGCGCAAGGGUCCGGUGGUAUGCAGCAGCCGCCACAGCCGCCGCAGCAGGCCACGCCCAGCCCGGCCGCCCCCGGAGGCAGCUCGCCCAUGGUGGGCGGCCAGUACCCGCAGUACCCCGUGUACCCGGGCGGAGUGUACCCCGGGUACGCGCCCUACCCAGGGUACGCGCCUUCCGGACCGGACCACCAGCAGUGAACAGCGCUGACUGCCGAGUAUCAAGAAAACAAGAGGAUGUAGCCUGUAAAUGUUAUUUUAAGCAAAAUUUUUACUAAAACACACGUCACGAUCGCCCUUCGAUCACCCACAAUAAAUAAUAUACACUACUAUUAUAAAAUAGUCAAUCGUUCAAAGAUAAAAAAAUAAAUUAGGUCACUAUAUUACGCAAUCAAUUUUGAUUAUAUAUUCCAAAGUACAGUCUGUACAAUAAUGGUUAUAGUUAUAGCUCCUUGUAUUCUUAAAAUUGUUAUAGAAAAAUUGUCAAUUCAAUAAGCAUUGUAUGUCAACUUAAUAUAAGCUUUUAUUCCUACAUUGACGUUUCUCUAUCGCAAUAUAAUACGACAUAAUGUAAAAGACAUUAAUUAGAUAUAUCGUAACAUAAUGUUUUUAAUUUUAUUCAUAAGUUAUAUAAAUACGAAUAGGUCUCUCUUCUCUUUGCACUAAUUCGUUUUUAGAACGGUUAACUUCAUUGUGCGGGCAUUACAUACGCCGUCGACUUUUAUUUUAUGCCGCAUUAUAAUUUUGUCAGCAUUUAGGUUAACUAGACACGCUGGCAGUCGCUAAAGAAACGCCAAUAGCCAAUCAAACGAUUUCGCGCUCUACUUGCAUUGAAAUCCGUUACAUAUCAAUUUAUUUCUUGUGGGUUACAAUGUUUUAUUUGUAAAUUGUAUCAAUACAUGAGAUUAUACUAAAUUUAACAAAUCACGGCUGUGUGGUCAAUAUAUACAUAUAUAUAAUUUCGACUGUGUAAUUACCUAUGUUCGUAUUUCCAUGUACCUAUUGAACUGUCGUUAAUUAUUUUGUGCCAAUUGACAAUCUGUCCAGGUUUGUAAUGUACCACACUGCUUUUAAAUAAGAAUCGGACGAAGGAGCGUUAGAGCGCCAUGGUGCGAUCGCAUUGAGAUACUUCGUCGCCGCGGAGUCGAGGUAACGCACCACUGAGUGACUAGUAUAUAGAAUUGUAAUUUUUAUUGUGUGUAACAUGAUAAUCUCUUACUUGUCGACCGCUGUUUUGGCUUUACCCCUCCCCGCGAGGUGCGAGGCGUAAAGCUGAAACACUAUCAUGAUAUGAAAAUAUAUAGGUGUGUAAGAUAGGCAUUACUAUUAGUACGUUCGGUCUUGCUAUUCUUCCAGACCAUUAGGUUGUAAACAUAUAUGCUACACGAUUUAGAAUAUGUAUUUUUUUUUCUAAGUUAUAGCUUCGGUAAUUAUCCCAUAGGGACAGUGUAUAGCAGAAGUAAAAAGGUAAUGUAAUAUUAUUCUACAUUCCCCGACAUUGUUCAGUAUAAUAAAAUUAUAACGCGAUCCAUUGGCACACGACGGAUGUCCCUCAACUUUUGUAUUAAUAUUUAAGAGAUAAAGUGUAUGUUAUUGA
Achroia grisella is the source of this 3787-nucleotide messenger RNA. It is a transcript of the gene Psi, whose product is annotated as far upstream element-binding protein 2. NCBI's taxonomy places the organism in Eukaryota, Metazoa, Arthropoda, Insecta, Lepidoptera, Pyralidae. The record is from RefSeq and is a predicted model, not a curated record. The transcript has 16 exons. Gene Ontology annotation, biological process: regulation of DNA-templated transcription. Gene Ontology annotation, cellular component: cytoplasm; nucleus. Gene Ontology annotation, molecular function: mRNA binding. Bases 136 to 2391 code for a protein of 751 amino acids.